AUGAGGGAAUCAGCCAGUUUCAGUCUGGUUAUUAAUGACCAGCUGUGUAUCUUUGAAUCCAUCGCGACUCAAACCACAAGAGCAACGACGUAUCGAUCAUCCGAACCAUCGAUGAGGUGCCCGAUAUCAUACCCCCUCCUUAUCUCACCAUUGCUAAAUGCAGUCUGCAAUGCAAUCGGUCAUUUAACUCUGGAGGAUGGAUUCGAAAGGCUACGGGAAGGGCAGCCCAGCGGCUCGGAAGGUGUUCGCGAUACAUUCAACCCCCUAGAUCGCGCACCUGAGAGCUCAAGAGCUUUCUCGAACCCACACCGUCCACAAAGCCCAGCGGACGCGUUAAAUGUUGCAGUCGACUCGGCUGACGACUUCCUCGAACCCCCUCAUAGAGGACACGCGUCGCCAGACUAUUUCGUGAAAGGAUGGCACCUUUCGCCAGGAUCUAUUGAUCAAUUCUCAGUCUGGGAGAGGGAUUUCGCUUGGCUUGCCGAUGCACAACUCUCAGAUUCCAAUCAUCUUUCGGAGCAUGAUGAAUUUCCACCGAUGUCAAACUCAGACAGCCAGACAAAAGAGACAACUAUAAUGAAGGCUCCGUUGGAAUCUUCGGAACCAGCUCCAACCGGAUUGUCUCCAACAGCUCACCGAGACCAAGAAAGCCCAGUAAUUCAUCAACAUCAGACAGUCGAGACAGUCGACAGUCCAGAGGUGACAAACGAUCAGCCAUUGGGUCACGACGGGCUAGCCAUGGGAAAACACUCAUCAUCGAGUGCCAAAGCCAUCAAAAUCAGCGUGAAAACCGAACCUGAAGAAUUCAGUGACAUGCCUCAAUAUCCAAGCCUCAAAGCUCAAAAACCGAAUGUUAGAGCCAAAAAAGCAAGUUCAAAGUCCCCUACCUUGGGCCCCAUCACUCCAGAUUCCGGGAAUCGAUCACAAAAGCCAAUCGAGAAAUUCAGAAACUCAAGCUUGCAAAAAUCAGUGAGAUCAUCUACAAAGUCGAGCCCAACUCCGCAAAAUGAUGCCAAGAGAAGAAGGCUUAGUUAUUUUCAUGAAACAAUUGGAAAGGUAUCUAAUUUGACUCCUAUCGACCAAAAUCCCGAGUGUCGGAGAUAUGGUUUCCCCAGAUUAAGCUUCGAUUGGAAGGCUUUCGUCAAAGAAAAAUCACAAAUAUACACACACAAGUUAAGCAAAAUCUUGAUCAACCUGAGAGUAGACCGAGAUCACGAAAUGUACAUUUCCGAAGCAAACUUCGCCUCUGAACAGAGUAGACAUAUCGGUAUUUCUAGAGAUCACCCAUUGAUUUGGUCGAAAUAUUGGGAGGACAUUGAUCUUUCGAUGUAUGAAAGGAAGUUAGAAAGCAUGGUGUUGGCGUAUCUCUUUCCAGUCUUUCUGUUUUAUGUUGAAAUGAUUGAUACGAUCGCUCCAAGAGAAAACGCUCAAGAAUAUGAUUACCCUCCUCAAGAUUCUCCCUAA
Puccinia graminis f. sp. tritici CRL 75-36-700-3 is the source of this 1464-nucleotide messenger RNA. RefSeq lists its product as uncharacterized. The record is from RefSeq and is a predicted model, not a curated record. Bases 1 to 1464 code for a protein of 487 amino acids. NCBI's taxonomy places the organism in Eukaryota, Fungi, Basidiomycota, Pucciniomycetes, Pucciniales, Pucciniaceae. The transcript has 4 exons.